AUGGCCUAUUUGGACUAUGCGGGAGCUGGUGUUCCAUCACCAAAACUCCUCGAAAAUGUGGCUGAACAGCUUCGAACGAUGACUCUGGCAAAUCCGCACUCCAGACACACAACCGCUUUGUCGACCCGUCAAAUCGUUGAGGAGACUCGUUUGAGAAUUUUGGAAUAUUUCAACACCGAGGAUUAUGAUGUAAUCUUCACUUCAAAUGCCACUCAUUCCUUACAAAUCAUUGCUAACAAUUUUGAUUUCGGAGUUAUUCAAGAAAAAUGUGAAAUCAUCAGUGACACAUUGCCAGAAAAAGGACCAGUUUUUUGUUAUCUCAGUGACUCACACAAUUCUGUGAUGGGACUUCGAGAGAUCGUUCGAAACAAAGUGAAAAAUGUGGCUUGUUUGAAAUAUGAUAGCGUUGAUUGGUCUAAUCUUCCACCAAUCUCCAAUGGUCUCUUCAUUUAUACAGCGAUGAGCAACUUCUCUGGCAGAAAAUAUCCACUAGAAAAUGUGAAGAAGUUGCAAGACAAAGGUUUUAGUGUCUGCCUUGACGCUGCCGCUUACUUGUCCACUUCUCCUUUGGAUCUCUCCAAAAUCCAACCACAUUUCGUCAUUAUGUCUUUCUAUAAAAUAUUUGGUUACCCAACAGGACUCGGCUCAAUGGCUGAUCCAUUCUCGUUUACAUCACAUCAAAGAGAUGAGAUUAGUGAAAGAUUCGAAGACGGUACAAUCAACUAUUACUCAAUAGCUGCUUUAAGAGAGGCUUUUAUUGAAUUCAAUGCAUCAGAAAAGAUUUUGAAAGAAGCUUAUAAAAUGCUUAAAUCAAAACACCAUUGGAAUGGGAAACCUUUGGUGAUUGUUUAUGGACAUGAUACAAAGCAUUAUGGUCCAUUAAUCACUUUCAAUUUAUUACGAGAUGAUGGUACUUUUAUUGGGUACAAUGAGGUUGAGAAGAUGUGUGGUCUCUUUGGAGUUCUCGUUAGAACGGGAUGUUUUUGCAAUAUAGGAGCUUGUAUGGAACAUCUUGGGAUCACGGCUGAGGAUUUGCAUUUGAACUUUCUGAGUGGUAAAAAAUGCGGUGAUGAAAUGGAUGUUCACAAUGGGAAACCGCUAGGCGCUGUUCGGAUCUCGUUUGGAAGAUUUUCUUUGAUUGAGGAUGUGAAUCUCUUUGAACAAGUGCUUGAUUGCUGUUUCCUAGGAAAUCUGCCAACUCCUCAAGACGAGCACCGCACUCAUUCACUAGCCGAUUUCCGGCCACACAUUUCCCAUUUAUUCUAUUAUCCAGUUAAAUCAGGGCAUGGAGUUUGCACAAAAAGGGCCGAUCUCUCUCCUUCUGGUUUCAUUCAUGAUCGUCGAUUUCUUGUUCAAAGUCUCGGAGUCACAUUGACUCUCAAGAAGAAUCCAAGUAUGGCUAGAUUGUAUACAAAGAACAGUGGACAAACGCUUGAGUUGUUUACAGCCGAGAAAUCUAUAUCGCUUUCAAUGGAAUCAACCUCUUCAUCUCAAAAAACGAUUGUUUAUCGUGUUGGUACAUACGAUUGUGGAGAUGAAGUGAGUCGCUGGCUUUCACAAGUCCUCGAGAUGCCCAAUUGUCGAUUGUUACGAGCAGAAGAUGAUUCUCAACGCAGUCUCUCGAACGAAUCUCCAUUUCUCUUGAUCAACGAGGCGUCUGCUCAGAUUCUCGCCGAUCAAAUUUCUUUAAGUCGAGAAGAAAUAAUUCGACGUUUCCGGCCAAAUAUUGUCAUUUCUGGAUUGCCCGCUUUUCUCGAAGAUAGUCUUCAAAAAAUUCUUCUCGGAAAUCAUAAGUUUGAGGUUACUGGUAAAUGCACUCGUUGCGAGAUGAUUUGCGCUGAUCCGGAAACCGGCGAGAAAGAUCCGGCACUCAUUGUGGCGUUGAGAAAUUAUCGAAAUCGACAAAGGAUGACUUUCGGAAUCUAUCUACGACAAGUCGGCUGUGAAAUCGGUGACUCAUUGGCGGAGGGAGAUCUUGUGAAAUGUUUUGCUGAUGAAAGCAUU
Mesorhabditis belari is the source of this 2004-nucleotide messenger RNA. The record is from the annotation of a GenBank genome assembly. Lineage: Eukaryota; Metazoa; Nematoda; Chromadorea; Rhabditida; Rhabditidae.